UUCAGACAUUGAAGUUCCAAGUACAAAGUUGAAAAUAACGGGGAAACAUCACGUGCUGUUUAGCCGAUUAUGCGCAUGGCUUCACGGUCGCCACGGAAACGUUGCUCUCUUGUUACAAGCGGCGGAACAGGCUAUCACUAUUGGCUUAUUUGUAUGUCACUAUACUCUGGUCAACCAUUAAACAUUUUCAAAGAGGAUGGUCCAUUCAGUUACUAACUUGAAUUGGCUACUGUAGCUCGCAUGGAACUACAUUUAUUACAGUUCAUACGUUUAUUCUAUGUUAAAUGUCAUAACGGUGGAUUUGAGAAAUCGGUCCCACCGGUUGAGAAAACAUAUUCGUGUUUCUUUCAACUCAAUUCGGUGCGUUUUUGGAACACGAGAAAUGGAAGAGUUGAACGAGUCCAAGUCCUCACCCGCUUCUGCGUUCGAGAAGGACGCAUUUGGGCUGACAGUGGAAGAUGUUUAUGACAUUUCAUACGUCAUUGGCAGAGAUUUGUUGAAAAUAAUUAAUACAGGCGAGGAAGUCUCAGAUUUGCAAUACAAAAUUGUUCGUGUUUUGGAGAUGUUUGAAACGUUAGUGAAUAAGCACAACCUAUCGCUGGAGGAGUUGAAAAUGGAACGAGACAACUUGAAAAGUGAACUGGAUAGAAUCGUGAGAGAAAGUUCUGUCGGUCAGAAAGAGCAAACACUAGGACCAAACAAACUGGUGGUAGACAUGAAAGAUCCCAACAGACCACGCUUCACAAUGCAGGAGCUGAAGGAGGUGCUUCAGGAGAGGAACCAGCUCAAGGCACAGCUAUUGGUGGCCCAGGAAGAGUUGCAGCUCUACAAGAGUGGGAUGCACUCACAGGGCAAGCAUGCCAUGGUAAAGGCUGACCUGGAAUUUCCAUCCCCUUCGGUUCCUGACACAACAGAUGAGACUAAAGAGGAACCAAAAGAGGAAAAUACCAUCAGAAAGCUGUUUUCAUUCAGGCGGAAAUGAGGACAACCGGUGUGAGAAGGACCUAAAGCAUUAAUACUAACGAUAAACCAAACAUUUUUAUGCACACUUUCCCCCCCUAUGCUUUCUUUGUCUUAGAAUAAUUUUACAUUUUUUUAUGAAUUAAUGGCAUUUUUAAACUCUAGAACAAUCACACCUUUUAAAAGUAUCUCUGCAUUGUUUUUAUAGAUUUGUGUCAUGUCAUUAAUAGUUAAGGGGAAAUUCCUAUUUCUGCACUAUAGGUAGAUAACAUGGUAGAUGCACGCCAAACUCAUGUUUCCUUGAACUUUGUACAAAAAUGAACUGUAACAGGAUUCCUUUUUGGUUGAACAUUCAUCACUAUUUGGCUCAAACUCUGGAUGAACAGAUGGAACCUUGCAAAGACCAACAUUCAAGCCGGGGGGUUAAAACAGUAGAGACAGGACCUCCAAGACUACCGUACUGCCAUUGGAAUGUUUUAGCAAAUAGUUUAUUUUUUAAAUGUACACUGAGUAUACAAAACAUUAACACCUGCUCUUACCACGAGACUGACCAGGUGAAAGCUAUGAUCCCUUAUAGGUGUCACUUGUUAAAUCCACUUAAUCAGUGUAGAUUAAGGGGAGGAGACAGGUUAAAGGAUUUUUAAACCUUGAGACAUGGAUUGUGUAUUGGUACCAUUCAGUGACUGGGCAAGACCAGUACCGUUGAACGGUAUACGGUAUUAGGUGCCAAGCGCACCAGUUUGUGUCAAAGAAUUGCAACGCUGCUAGGUUUUUUCCCACUCAACAAUUUCUCAUGUAUAUCAAGAAUGGUCCACCACCCAAAGGACAUCCAGCCAACUUGACAACUGUGGGAAGCAUUGGAGUCAAUGUGCCAGCACACCUGUGGAACUCUUGACACCAUGUAGAGUUUAUGACAUGACAAAUUUAGGCUUUUCUGAGGGCAGGUGGGCACCACAAGGUAUAAGAGCCUAUAUAAAAAGUGUUGACAAAAUUGUUCACCCUGAAUUUUUUUAAUGCAAGUUCUGGACAUUUUCUUUGCUUUUUACUGAGUGAUUGAAUAUAACUUUUAUACUAGCACAAAGGGCUUUUGAACUCUACCAUUUAACCUCUCAAACAAUAGAGCACCUGUAAAGAAAACCAUUUCAAAAUUAUUACGGUUAGAAAAUCACACCAAAUAUAUUUAAUCUGUUGCACGUUGUGAAAUACUCAUACAAGGAUGCUGGACUGUUGCACGUCUGAAUAUUAAAAAGCUUGCCUUUC
Molecule: messenger RNA, 2220 nt
Organism: Salvelinus fontinalis (brook trout)
Lineage: Eukaryota; Metazoa; Chordata; Actinopteri; Salmoniformes; Salmonidae
Product: RILP-like protein 2
Exons: 4
Coding region: 278-982 (234 amino acids)
Biological process (GO): cilium assembly
Cellular component (GO): cytoplasm; ciliary basal body
Molecular function (GO): protein dimerization activity
Source: RefSeq, a predicted model, not a curated record